Messenger RNA from Miscanthus lutarioriparius, 1017 nucleotides. The record is from the annotation of a GenBank genome assembly. NCBI's taxonomy places the organism in Eukaryota, Viridiplantae, Streptophyta, Magnoliopsida, Poales, Poaceae.
AUGUUCUUCUCCACAUUCUUGCUACUGUUCUGGACCGUCUUCGCCUGGACAACUCGUCUCAAGAGGGUCGUCCCUGCAGCUGCAGGCCUUGGACCACCUGCUCAACGGCCAUACGCGAAGAUAGACAGAAACUACGACACCCUGGAUCAGGUGAAGGCGGCACUUCAGUUGGCUGGUCUCGAGUCCUCCAACCUCAUUAUCGGCGUGGAUUUCACCAAGAGCAACGAAUGGACAGGCAAACUCUGUUUCAACGGGAGAAGCCUGCAUCGCCUCGGAGGGCCUCCUAACCCUUACGAGCAAGCCAUCAGCAUCAUCGGCAAAACCUUAUCGGGGUUCGACGAGGACAACCAGAUCCCGUGCUUCGGCUUUGGUGACACAUCCACGCAUGAUCAACACGUCUUCAGCUUCUACCGAGAUGGACGGGCAUGCAAUGGUGUCAAUGAAGCGCUGCAGCGGUACAGAGAGAUCGCCCCUCACGUUCGGCUCUCCGGCCCGACAUCUUUAGCUCCAAUCAUAAAAACUGCAACCAAGGUCGUCCAGGACCACGGCUAUCAGUAUCACAUCCUACUGAUAAUAGCUGACGGGCAGGUCCCAACGUCUUCUAGUGCUCCUUAUGCAAGCAACUCAGAAGAAGCAAGAUCAGAAAACUACCUAGAAGAAAGGACUGUCCAGGCUCUCAUACAUGCCAGUGAUUUCCCUCUUUCGAUUGUGCUUGUUGGAGUAGGCGAUGGACCAUGGGAUGAUCUUAUUCACUGCAACGAUAACCGGCGGCGGUUUGAUAACUUUCAGUUUGUGGAUUUCACCGAAAUUAUGUCCAGGGAAAUUGCAGAAGGUGACAAGGAGGAUGAAUUCACGUUGGAAGCGCUGAUGAAGAUACCAGCCCAGCAUGAUGCGAUAAUCAGCCAGAACAUUAGGUGCGUCGCCAAACAGAAGGGGAGUAGCAGGUCUACGGUGUGCAGUCAGCCAUGCUACUACCUGCUUGGAUUUCAGCCAGCUCACGGCUCAGAAUUGCGCUAG